Molecule: messenger RNA, 855 nt
Organism: Fraxinus pennsylvanica
Lineage: Eukaryota; Viridiplantae; Streptophyta; Magnoliopsida; Lamiales; Oleaceae
Source: the annotation of a GenBank genome assembly
AUGUCGCCAGUUGAUUCAUCAUGUGAGGAAAAUGUAUACAUGGCCAAAUUAGUUGAACAGGCUGAGCGCUACAAGGAAAUGGUUGAGUUUAUGGAGAAGGUAGCAAAGAUAGUCAAUACGGAGGAGUUGACUGUCGAGGAAAGGAACCUCCUCUCUGUGGCAUACAAAAAUGUUAUUGGCACUAGAAGGGCUUCAUGGAGAAUCAUCUCUUCCAUCAAGCAGAAGAAGAGAGUCAUGGGAAUGAGGAUCGUCAACGAGCUUAUUCAAGAUGGUUCUCAAGCACAGGCCCGAGGAACAGCUCAAAAGAAAGAGAGGCUAUUAAAAAUAGCGCAGGCUAAGGCUGAAGGAAAAACACACGAUGUUAAGAAGCCAAUCAUAGAGAAAUAUGGUUCUUGGGGAAAUGAAGCUGAUUCAUCAUGUGAGGAAAAUGUAUACAUGGCCAAAUUAGCCGAACAGGCUGAGCGCUACGAGGAAAUGGUUGAGUUUAUGGAGAAGGUAGCAAAGACAGUCAAUACGGAAGAGUUGACUGUCGAGGAAAGGAACCUCCUCUCUGUGGCAUACAAAAAUGUUAUUGGCGCUAGAAGGGCUUCAUGGAGAAUCAUCUCUUCCAUCAAGCAGAAGAAGAGAGUCAUGGGAAUGAGGAUCGUGUUAAUCAACGAGCUUAUUCAAGAUGGUUCUCAAGCACAGGCCCGAGGAACAGCUCAAAAGAAAGAGAGGCUAUUAAAAAUAGCGCAGGCUAAGGCUGAAGGAAAAACACACGAUGUUAAGAAGCCAAUCAUAGAGAAAUAUGGUUCUUGGGGAAAUGAAGGUUCAUUUAACAUUCUCUGGCCCCUUUUAACUGCGAUUCUUCGGUAA